CAAAUCUGCUUCCGAAAGCGACUCUCUCUCUGCUUCCUUCGCUGCGUCUUUCUUCCACGCCGAACCAAAACCACAAGCCACACCUACCUACGACGGGAGAGACGAUCCGCGCGCCGGAUCCACACCGCCCCCGCGAAACCCUAGCUAACCUCGGCUCCUCCGGCUAGCCCGCCCGGCCAUGGCCUACGUGGACCACGCCUUCUCCAUCUCCGACGAGGACGACCUCGUCGGCGGGGCCAUCGGCGGCCCGCGCGGCGCCCCCGUCAAGGAGAUCGCCUUCGCCGCCGCCCUCCUCGCCUUCGGCGCCCUCGGCGUCGUCGCCGGCCUCCUCAUGGCCGCCAACCAAGUCGGCGGCGACCGCGCGCACGGAAUCUUCUUCAUGAUUUUGGGCAUCGUAAUGUUCAUCCCUGGGUUCUACUACACAAGAAUCGCCUACUAUGCUUACAAAGGAUACAAGGGCUUCUCUUUUUCAAACAUCCCACCAAUCUAAACCAGCAUUGCGUGCUAGUUUGGCUCAUCUUGUCCAAUGGCUCUACUGAUAAAGCAAGCAGCCCUGUUAUUUUUGUCGUGUACAUUUCUUAUGUCCUGUAGAAUGAACUGCUAGUAGAUAUGUGCAUAUAAAAUGCUACCAUGAUGAUGCAUUAUGGUGUAGUGAGCUGAAAGGUUGUCAAAUUUGUGUGUAUGGUGAGUUGCUUUGCUAUUAUGUGAAAGUUAUGUUCAGUUGUUACACUGUGAUGUCUUCUCCCAUGUCUGAUAAAGAACAUACAUGAUACAUAGUGUUGCUCGCAUGAUCUUCUGUGCCAGUUUGUGCAUUUUGCU
Brachypodium distachyon (stiff brome) is the source of this 819-nucleotide messenger RNA. RefSeq names its product transmembrane protein 230. Gene Ontology annotation, cellular component: endomembrane system. The transcript is spliced from 2 exons. Bases 179 to 490 code for a protein of 103 amino acids. Lineage: Eukaryota; Viridiplantae; Streptophyta; Magnoliopsida; Poales; Poaceae. The record is from RefSeq and is a predicted model, not a curated record.